Messenger RNA from Dinoponera quadriceps, 1910 nucleotides. Its product is annotated as solute carrier family 35 member E1 homolog. Gene Ontology annotation, cellular component: Golgi apparatus. The transcript is spliced from 3 exons. The coding region runs from base 202 to 1251 and encodes 349 amino acids. Gene Ontology annotation, molecular function: antiporter activity. Lineage: Eukaryota; Metazoa; Arthropoda; Insecta; Hymenoptera; Formicidae. The record is from RefSeq and is a predicted model, not a curated record.
UCGCUGUCAGAAAACCGCCGACGCGAGGUGAAUCCGGUCGUUCGUGUCGUGCGCGUCCUCGAUCGCGUCCCACACACACACACACACACAUACGCACGCUACGCGUGAGUGCAUGCGCGAUAAAAGCGGAUCGCUGCUGCUCCGGGCUGACGGAAUUUUGACAGCGCGUUCUCGCCUACCGUCUCCCGACGCGCGGCAAUCAUGGACGAGAAGCGAAAUAAUCGCGAGGUUAUGACGGUGCUGUUCCUGUGCGUGCUGUGGUACGCGAUAUCCAGCAGCAGCAACGUCGUCGGCAAGAUGCUGCUGUCGGUGUUCCCGUACCCGAUCACGGUGACGAUGGUGCAGCUAACCUCGAUCACCAUCUACUCCGGCCCGUUCUUCAAUCUGUGGGGCGUCCGCAGGUACACGUCCAACAUCACUUGGAGCUAUUACAUGCGGCUGAUCGUGCCCUUGGCGCUGGGCAAAUUCCUCGCGAGCGUGUUCAGCCACGUCAGCAUCUGGAAGGUGCCAGUCUCCUAUGCUCAUACUGUGAAGGCUACAAUGCCCCUCUUCACGGUAAUCCUGUCGAGAAUUAUACUGCGGGAACAACAAACGUGGAAGGUCUACCUAAGCCUGGUACCGAUAGUCGGGGGCGUCGCAAUCGCCACGCUCACGGAACUUAGUUUCAACAUGGUCGGUCUGAUAAGCGCCUUGCUGUCCACCAUGGCGUUCUCCUUGCAGAACAUCUACUCCAAAAAGGUGCUACACGACACGGGAGUGCAUCAUCUGCGACUGCUGCACAUACUCGGCCGGCUGGCUCUCUUCAUGUUCCUACCGUUUUGGCUGUUGUAUGACCUGCGCAGUUUAGUGUACGAUCCGCAGACGAAUACGUAUGUGGAGAUGAGCUAUCACACGGUAGGACUGUUAUUUUUAGACGGUGUACUGAACUGGCUGCAAAACAUAAUCGCGUUCUCCGUGUUGUCCAUCGUGACUCCUCUGACGUACGCGGUGGCGAGCGCGAGUAAACGUAUAUCCGUGAUUGCGGUGACAUUGUUUGUGCUGGGCAAUCCGGUCACGUGGCUGAAUAUAUUCGGCAUGACUAUGGCGAUCCUCGGUGUAUUGUGUUACAAUAAGGCCAAGUAUGACCAGAGGGUAGAGAAACAGAAGACCACGACCCUACCUAAGUAUUAUAGCUCGCUUCACAACGGUAAUAACAAUUCUUUCGUAGUAAACGGAUACGUUGACAAGAAGCAUCAGUUAUACUCGGUCUAGUCUCAAUUAAUUGCUUUCCCGUCUUUGACAAGUUCACGUGAGUUUUCUCUCAACACGUCGCCGAGAGGUCCGACCCUUUUUUUCCUUUUUUUCGCGAUUCGUGAAUCAAUUACACUUCUGAAAGAUAAGGUAUCUGGGAAAAAUUUUUUCAUACAUAUAUAAUUGGAUAAAAUUAUAUAUAUAAUUAUGUAGGAUGCCUUAUAUAGGGUUCCUUAAGUACCUUAAGUACCUUAAGUCUCUUAAGUAGCCAUACUUAAGGGGAUGAUUCUUUGGUAUAUUUCAAGUAAAAAAGCUCAUACAAACAUAUGUUCAGGAAAAUGUAAAUGUCACGCAGGUUUUAGGAUAUUUUAUUGAAACUUGGUGUAAGCUUAUAACACAUCAGGGGUGAUAUUUCAAAUAUACAUUAGCUGAAAGAAGCAAAAAUCAGAAAUAAAAUAAUUAAACGAAUUGUUGAAAACGGCCACUUUCCGCCAAGAUUCGGUCCUCCUUCUCAAAGAUUGAUGUACACGCUCAAAGAUGUCAGGUAUGUUGAAGAACUGAAGCCUGUUUUUGUAUUCUUUACUGCUGUUUUUGUUUUUGUCACUGGCGCUUCAGAUAGAUUAUUACCACACGUUUAUAUUUUUUUUAAAACACCCUAUAUUUCGGAAGUUUGUAUGAAC